GAGUGGUUGCUGAAGGUGUGCAAGGGUUAAGGGAAGGGUUCAAGCGCUGGGCAGGCCCAGCUCCACAGCAUUCUCGUCGAGACUGCACGUACGCACGCACGCACGCACACACGCACACUGCUCGGACGUGCUGCAUGGAUCGAGGCUGCGCGAGCGUGACACGGUGCGCCGAAGGCAUGAGGGAUGUGUAGGGCAGCUGCGCGACACCUGUCCUACGGACCUUACCGAGCGAACACGCUGUGACGGCGGUCGGAGAGGAGCAGACGAGCACGAGCCCCGGGAGCGGCGGAGGCGCGAGCUGUGAGUCCGCGGCGGACGGCACGCGGAAGUAUGUGUAAGCACCUGAGCAUUGGCAACACACAGUGAUGGAACUGGGCAGACAGCUGUGUGGGAAGAUGAAGACAAGGAAGACUGACGCACCAGUGCAAGCUCUUCUGAGAGGUCUUGAGGUGCAUUUCUACCUACCGGACACCUCCCAUUUGGAAUACAUGAAGGACAGCCUCUCAGUCGAGGACCUGUGCAUAGAGGCUGCCAAGAAGUGUCGUAUUUCCCCUCUGUGUCACAACCUGUUUGCGCUGUACGACGAGAGCAAAGGUGUGUGGUACCCGCCCAGUCACGUGUUCCAGAUCGCCGAGGACACUGCCCUGAAGCUGCACUACCGCAUGCGGUUCUACUUCACAAACUGGCACGGCACUAGCGAGAGCGAGGCUCUUGUGUGGAGGCACUCUCUCAGCAAACAGAGGCCUGGCACUGACUCCCAGAAGAUCCCUGCAGGAACCCCGCUGCUAGAUGGUGCCUCCCUUGAGUACCUGUUUGCACAGGGCCAGCAAGACUUCCUGAAAGGCUUGGCCCCUGUGCGGCGUCCCCAGGAUGAGGCUGAAGUCCAUGAUAUCGAGAACGAGUGUCUGGGCAUGGCAGUGCUUGCCAUCUCACACUAUGCCAUCAGCAGGAACCUGCCACUGUCUGGUGUAGCGAGAGACAUCAGCUACAAGAAAUACAUUCCAGAAAGCCUCAACAGAUCCAUCAAGCAGCGCAACUUGCUCACCCGCAUCCGUAUCAAUAAUGUCUUCAAGAAUUUCCUCAAUGAGUUCAACAACAAGACCAUCUUGGACAGCAAUGUCACUGCACAUGACCUGAAAGUCAAGUACCUGUCCACUCUGGAGACCCUGACUGAGAACUUUGGUAGCGAGGUCUACGAGCCCCGUGCUCUUCAGAUCUGUUCCGAGAGCGAGGGGACCUUGCAGGGGGAUCAUUCGCUGUAUGAGGUCCAGGUGUUGGGGAACAAAGGGAUCUUCUGGCGCAAGAAGCCAGUCAGUAGUCCAUUGAUAACAAAAGAGAAGCAGAAAUCAAAGAAGAACAAGGGAGUCAGCAAACUGGAGAAGGAGAAAAGGAGAAAUGCCAGUGAUGACUGGGUGCUGUUUUCAGAUUUCCAUGAAAUCACACACAUUGUCACCAGAGAGUCCACCGUAACCAUCUGCAAGCAAGACAACAAAAAUAUGGAGCUCCAGCUAACCUGCAGGGAGAAGGCCUUGGCCCUGGCUGCUCUGGUGGACGGCUACUUCCGACUGACCGUCGAUGCCCACCAUUAUCUGUGCAAGGAUGUGGCUCCUUCUUCUGUGGUCCAGAACCUGCACAAUGGUUGCCAUGGCCCUAUCUGUACGGAAUAUGCCAUUCACAAGCUGCGACAGGAGGGCAACGAAGAGGGCAUGUAUGUGCUGCGUUGGAGUUGCACCAACUACAACCACAUCCUCAUGACUGUCGUCUGCAGCGAGACAGGAUCGUGCCUCUCUAAACAUGGCCGGCAGUACAAGAAUUUCCAAAUCGAGGUGGAGGAGGAGGGCUACCGGCUCUGUGGGACGCCGGGCCUGUGGCCUACGCUGGCCGAGCUGAUGGGGCACUUAGCCAGGCAGUGCCUGCGCACGGACGAUGUCAGCUUCCAGCUGAGAAAGUGCUGCCGCCCCCAGCCCAGAGAAAUAUCCAACUUGCUGGUGGUGACGAGAAACAGAGUCCACGACUUGCCGAGCCCCCUGCAAGUCAGCCAGCUAAGCUUCCACAGAAUCCUCAAAGAGGAGAUAGUCCAGGGGGAGCACCUGGGUCGUGGCACUAGAACCAACAUCUAUGUCGGCACGCUGAAGGGGAAGCCUGAAGAUGGUGAAGAGUACAACGGCUAUCAUUUCAAUCAGAAUAUGAAAGUGGUCUUGAAGGUGCUGGAUACCAGUCACAGAGACAUCUCCAUGGCCUUCUUCGAGACUGCCAGCAUGAUGCAGCAGAUUUCCCACAAGCACAUUGUCCUGCUUUACGGUGUCUCCGUGCAGGAUCAAGACAGCAUCAUGGUGGAGGAGUUUGUCCAACUGGGGCCACUCGACCUCUUCAUGCGCAGGCAGCGCAGUUCCCUAUCCAUGCCGUGGAAGUUCCAGGUGGCCAAGCAGCUGGCCAGCGCCCUCAGUUACCUGGAGGACAAGAAGCUCGUCCAUGGCUAUAUUUGCACCAAGAAUAUCCUGCUAGCUCGCGAUGGCCUUGACAGCAAAGGGGGACCCUUCAUCAAGCUGAGCGACCCAGGCAUCCCCAUCACAGUGCUCAGCAGAGAGGAGUGUGUGGAUAGGAUCCCGUGGAUCGCCCCUGAGUGCAUCAGGAACAUGGCAGAGCUGAGCAUAGCGGCCGACAAGUGGAGCUUCGGCACAACCCUGUGGGAGAUCUGCUACGACGGCGAGACGCCCCUGAAAGACAAGAAGCUCACAGAGAAGGAGCAGUUCUACGUAGCGGAGUGUGCGCUGGCCACGCCUGACUACAAGGAGCUGGCGGAGCUCAUGAUGCACUGCAUGACCUAUGACCCCUGCAAGAGGCCUUUCUUCAGGGCCAUCGUGAGGGACCUGGAGAUGCUAGAGGAGCAAAACCCCUCCAUCAAACCAGUGCCCACCCUGGAAGUGGACCCCACAGUAUUCGAGAAGCGCUUCCUGAAGAAGAUCAGGGACCUUGGGGAGGGCCACUUUGGCAAAGUGGAGCUGUGCAGGUACGACCCUCAGGGCGACCGCACCGGUGAGUUGGUGGCUGUCAAGUCCCUGAAGCCAGAAAAUCGGGAGGAGCAGAGUGGCAACCUACAGUCCGAGAUCAACAUCCUGAGGGAGCUGUACCAUGAGAACAUUGUCAAGUACAAGGGUAUCUGCAGCGAGGAGGGAGGGAGGUCCAUCAGGCUCAUCAUGGAGUACCUUCCGGCCGGCAGCCUGAAGGAGUACCUGCCCCGGAACAAGGCGCACACCGACCUGAAGAGGCUGUUGAAUUACGCUGUGCAGGUCUGCAAGGGAAUGGAUUACCUGGGGUCCCGAAACUACAUCCAUAGGGACUUGGCGGCCCGGAACGUCCUGGUGGAGAACGAGAACACUGUUAAGAUUGGAGACUUUGGCCUCACCAAGAGCAUAAAGGACAAUGAGGGCUACUACACCGUGAAGGACGACCUGGACAGCCCCGUCUUCUGGUAUGCCCCUGAGUGUCUGGUCCACUGCAAGUUCUACAGGGCAUCAGACGUCUGGUCCUUUGGAGUCACCCUGUAUGAGCUGCUCACCUACUGCGAGUCCAACUCCAGCCCCAUGAUGGUGUUCAUGAGGAUGAUCGGCCCCACCCACGGACAGAUGACCGUUACGAGGCUUGUGAGAGUGCUGGAGGAGGGCAAGAGGCUCCCCCGCCCAGCCCACUGCCCAGAAACGGUUUACUCCCAGAUGAGAAGGUGUUGGGAAAGCUCUCCAGAGAAGCGGAUCGAUUUCAAAGGGCUGAUCGAGGCCUUUCAGCAGCUGCUGAUGGACAUGAAGUAAAUGGCCCCGAAAGGACUGAGCCUAUUUUCAAGGCUCCACAAGGCCAAGGCUUUCUUCUGUUAGCACCUACAUAUGCAAGACUUGUACUGCGUACCCUCUACUUUAACUGCAGGAAUGCAGAAUGCAAGACCCCACUGUACACUUGUAGAUGUGGCGCUGUUGAUCACUUCAUUGUAAAUAUGAAAAGGGAAGGAAUCCCUUUUUCCAUGGGAACACUUACCAUUGGCAUUAAUUUUUGUUUUGCUUAAAUGCCCUUUUUACCCAAUAAAGAUGUUUUUGUAUG
Molecule: messenger RNA, 4089 nt
Organism: Scleropages formosus (Asian bonytongue)
Lineage: Eukaryota; Metazoa; Chordata; Actinopteri; Osteoglossiformes; Osteoglossidae
Gene: jak1
Product: Janus kinase 1
Exons: 24
Coding region: 366-3806 (1146 amino acids)
Biological process (GO): cell differentiation; cytokine-mediated signaling pathway; intracellular signal transduction
Cellular component (GO): membrane; cytosol; cytoskeleton
Molecular function (GO): growth hormone receptor binding; ATP binding; non-membrane spanning protein tyrosine kinase activity
Source: RefSeq, a predicted model, not a curated record